This is a messenger RNA of Neospora caninum, 513 nucleotides long. RefSeq lists its product as hypothetical. The record is from RefSeq and is a predicted model, not a curated record. The coding region runs from base 1 to 513 and encodes 170 amino acids. Gene Ontology annotation, cellular component: ciliary base. The transcript is spliced from 3 exons. NCBI's taxonomy places the organism in Eukaryota, Apicomplexa, Conoidasida, Eucoccidiorida, Sarcocystidae.
AUGGCGGAACCAUCAGGAAGAAAGGGGGCGUCUGUGCCUCCAGCUCCGAAGUCGCGUCGAGGAUUCGAAUGUAUUGAGGCAAUACGGGUCUUCGAGGAGAGUGUGGCCACAGAACUCAAGCAUCUCAAGCUUUCACAAAAUUACCAGAUGAACCCGUCUCAUGUGCCAGUCAUCACAGAGAAGGUCAACCAUCGUGGCAGCCAUGAGACGAAAGUCCCUCAUCCAGCAUAUGCGGAUAUUACGAGGAAAGUUCAAGAGCAUUUGCAGCCCAGCAUUCAGAAGCUCCGUUUCUCUGAAACAAGUUCCCAGGAGGUUGGUUGGAUUGUGCUCAAGGAACUAGAGAAAGGUACCGAGUGGCGACCGGACGGGUCAACGUCAGGCCUUCGAAGGCCAGACUCGGAGCAGUACUGGCGUGUUCCCCGCCGAUCCUGCGAUAUCACGAAAACGGGAGAGCUGUAUUUCAAGCAAAUGCACCGAAAUAUGUUCCAAAAGCUGGACGCAUCUGCGAGUUAA